Messenger RNA from Cylas formicarius (sweet potato weevil), 1170 nucleotides. RefSeq names its product mitochondrial E3 ubiquitin protein ligase 1 (gene Mul1). The transcript is spliced from 4 exons. Gene Ontology annotation, molecular function: ubiquitin-protein transferase activity. NCBI's taxonomy places the organism in Eukaryota, Metazoa, Arthropoda, Insecta, Coleoptera, Brentidae. The coding region runs from base 133 to 1155 and encodes 340 amino acids. Gene Ontology annotation, biological process: organelle organization; protein ubiquitination. The record is from RefSeq and is a predicted model, not a curated record.
CUUUUUUUGUUAUAUACAUAUUUGGUAGUACGAUGUAUGUACGACUGGAAAAUCUCUAAAGGACUACACUAUACAAAUUACCUCCUUUUAAGAAAUAUGAAAUUUUAAACAUAAAGCUAUUAAAGCCGGAAAAUGGAUUAUUUGGCGGAAACAAUAGCACUGGGAAUUGAUUCUAUAAUUUUGGUAGCAUGCAUUAGGCAAUACUACAAAAACAAAAAUUCGAUGAAUAUGAUAAUGUCCGCGCCUUAUUUGACCAUUGACAAAAAACUGGAACAAAUUCUAAAAACACUUCCAGAAGAAAAAUUACCAUAUUGUUCUUUGCGUGCUUCAGUUAAACCUCUGGGAAAUCCAAUAAUUAGUAAUAAUAAUCCCCAUGUCCAUGGAGUAAUUCAGUCAUUAAAAAUCAAGGAACAUGUUGUUCAAAGAAGCAGUGCCGGCUUUUGGGCUGAUUCAGAAAGAACCAUACAACAUGUUCAUAAUGUCAUGCCUUUCGGGUUGGAAAAUAAAGGGGUACUAGUAGAAAUUACCGACCCUUUAGCUGCAGAAUAUUUAGAUAUGGAGGUAAUAUCUGACACAUUCCAUCCAACGGUUCCCACAAUGAUGGAUCAUAUUUGGGGUUUCUUUGCUGGUGUUCGUCAAAGGGGUGUUCAAUCGACAGAAAAAAUGCUCCGACAAGGGACUAUCAUUACUGGUAUUGGAGAAUUAAUAUACUCUAAGGAAGAUGGCACUCUCAAGUUACAGCCUCCAACUACUGGAACAUAUUAUUUAACCACAAUGACUGUUGCAUCUUUGCUCAAGAAAAUAGAGAAAUCAGUAAAAAAUUUCCGGUUAUUAUGUUUGCUAUUUGGAACAGUAGGUAUUUUACUUGCGGGUAUUUUGAUUAGAAGAUUUUUCAAGUAUAAAAAGCAGUUGAAAAAAGAGGAGGAACGAAAAGUAAAACUUGAAGAAACAAGAAAGAAAAGGCGAAGGAUGAUAAGGGAUACUGAAGUUCAAGAGAAUCAAAUCUGUGUUGUUUGCAAAAGUAAUCCAAUUGAGAUGAUAUUAUUACCAUGUGGUCAUGUGUGUCUUUGUGAAGAUUGUGCUGAAGAUAUUACUGAGCACUGCCCAAUUUGUAGGUCAACAAUUGAAACCAGAUCUGUAGCAUAUUUACUGUAGUGAUGUAAAUAAAUC